CGAGUGAGAGGUUUGUCCACAUACCACACGCCAACAUGAAGAUUCUGCUCCUUACACUGCUGGUCGUGCUGCUGUGCAGCACUCAAGUGCUCACACUUAAGUGCUACACAUGUGAGGAUCCAGAAAAUCCAUUAAAUACCACUCCAUGCAUAGAGGAGUGCGCCGAUGGAGUGUCUUACUGCAAAACUGUAGUAAUCGGAAACAACCUUACUCGCGGUUGUGCUUCAGAAUGUACCAACAACGAAAACACAGGCUGCUGCGAUGUAGACCUGUGCGACCCAUGAGGCAUCACAGCAGCAUUCAUCUUUGAUCGCUGAUAAAUCAAAGCUGCAUGGAGGAAUAAACUUCCUAUAUCUCAGUAUGAUUCAACUAAUUUGUAACCCCAUCAAACUUUAAUCGGACUUUCCUGUCUUUGAUUUGUCUUGCUUUUAUUCAAAGGAGUCAUUUUGUCAUUUGGCACACUGAUCAUCUCGUAGUCAUCUGAAACUGUGCAACACAUAUUUACAGCCAUGUACAGACACGGUCGAUCAAUUGUUGAUGUCACUUAGUGGGUCACUCUACCAUCCAACUGUUACUGUAUGUGGGUUGUGGUCUGUCACUACGGAAUUUUAAAGCUGAACAUGUCUUUCAAUCUGAAUUUAAAUAAAAUAAACCUUUAACUGAGCAUGA
This is a messenger RNA of Solea senegalensis (Senegalese sole), 669 nucleotides long. Its product is annotated as CD59B glycoprotein-like. Bases 36 to 284 code for a protein of 82 amino acids. The record is from RefSeq and is a predicted model, not a curated record. Lineage: Eukaryota; Metazoa; Chordata; Actinopteri; Pleuronectiformes; Soleidae. The transcript is spliced from 3 exons.